AUGUUAUCGUUUUGCUUUUCCCUGCUGGCAGCCACGCUUGUGCCUGUGGCGGCGGCAGUUGCUGCAGGUCCCGCCGCGUGCUCCAAUAUCACGACUCAGCUCGGCUCCUCCAAAGUCGUGGCCAGCCCGCUCAAUCUGAAAUAUAUCGAUAGCAUCGAGUAUUGGAACACCCUCCAGGAUGCCUACCAGCCCUCGUGCGUGGUCUAUCCCGCGUCGGCCCAGGAUGUGUCCGUGGCGCUGCAGGCCAUCCGCGCUGCAGACAGCCGCUUUGCCAUCAAGGCCGGCGGACACAACCCCAACACCUUCUAUUCCUCCGUCGACGCCGGCGUGCUGCUCGACCUGAGCAGCAUGACAGCCAAGUCCUACGACGCGGACACCACCCUGGCCACGUACGAGCCCGGCGGUGUUUUCGGCGACGUGUAUGAAUACUUUGUGCAAUAUAACCGGACCGUCGUGGGCGCGCGCCUGGCGGGCGUGGGCACCGGGCUGGCGCUGGGCGGGGGCAUGAGCUAUCUGUCGCCCCAGUACGGCAUGGCCUGUGACUCCUUCCGCGAGCUGGAGAUCGUCCUCCCCGACGGCCAGAUCGUGACCGCGUCCAAAGACUCCAACCCGGAUCUCUUCUUCGCCUCGCGGGGCGGCGGCGGGAACGCAUACGGCGUGGUGACCAAGUAUACCGUGCAAAGCCGGCCAGCCGGCGAAUUCUAUGCCGGCAACAUCAUCUACACCUUCCCGCAGAAGGACUCGGUCAUCGAGGCCAUCGGCAACUUCAUCCAAUACAACACCGACCCCAAGGCCGCCAUCAUCGGCACAUACGAGAAGCUGCCGACCCCAGACCUGAACCUCAACCUGGACGAGGCCAUCAUCAUGUUCCUCGUCUACGACGGACCCGAUCCCGGCACCGCCUUUGACAACUUCACCAGCAUCCCCUAUCUCCUCAACACCUGCAGCAUCAAGACCUACCCCGAGGUCGUCGACAUGCCCAUCCCCAUGGCCACCGAGCUCUCGCGCGGCGCCAACAUGUUCCGCGUCGGCGUGCACCGCCCCGGAAACAACUCCUAUGAGACCGCCCUCAACAAGUGGCGCGCCUGGGCCGAGGACAACAAAGGCAAAUACCUCCUGCUCUCGCUGGACUUCCAGCCCGUCCCCAAAAGUCUGACGGACGCCAGCAAGGCGCAGGGCGGGAACGCCAUGCAGAUGCCGGACGGGCCGUGGUUCUGGCUGAACUAUCUGAUUACCACGCCGGUGGGCAUGAGCGAGCCGGACUACAACGCCGUGCAGCAGAGUUAUCGCGAUAUGGUGGCGGACACGGGGAAUGCGGAGGGCUUGCCGUUGUUUAUUAAUGAUGCGAACUAUGACCAGAAUCCGCUGCAGACAUUUUCGACAUUUGCAAAGUUGCAGGAGAUCAAGAAAAAGUAUGAUCCGGAUAACUUUUUUGCGGAUAAGACGGGGGGUUGGUCGUUUGCUUAG
Penicillium canariense is the source of this 1467-nucleotide messenger RNA. RefSeq names its product FAD-binding oxidoreductase. NCBI's taxonomy places the organism in Eukaryota, Fungi, Ascomycota, Eurotiomycetes, Eurotiales, Aspergillaceae. The transcript has a single exon. The record is from RefSeq and is a predicted model, not a curated record. The coding region runs from base 1 to 1467 and encodes 488 amino acids. Gene Ontology annotation, molecular function: oxidoreductase activity; FAD binding.